AAGAGAAAGCAGAACCAGAGAGACGAACAUGAUGGAGCGACAAACUGCACUGCUGUUGGUCUGUCUGUUGAGGACAAGCUUUGCUCUGCCAGUACAGAUUGGAAUUCUUGCAAGCAACAGCAAUGAGAUCCUGCGACUGAAUGGACUAACUCUUGCAGCUCUUGGACAAACACAGGGGUCUUCACUCUUUCCCCAGUUUGUGCUGCAGCAGCAGCAGCAGCCAGAGGUGCUGUUCACUCCACAAGUGCUGAACUUUAACCCUCAGGUCGCUGGACCUUUUGGCCCCCAGGGCCCUCAGCUGUUGCUGCCCAACCAGGGCAACCAGCUGACACCUAUGCUCUUCCCCAACGGGCAGCAGGAGCUGCUCGGCCCUGCGCAGGAUCCCAACGCUCCUAACGGCCCUCAGCAGGCCCAGAACCCUGUGCAGAUGUUUCCACACUUUCAGUACCCUGCGUAUGGAUUUCCUCAGUUUCCCAGACAGCAGGGCUUCCAGUACUUUGUGCCUUCUUACGGGUAUCCCCAGCAGAGGAAUGCAGUGGUGCUGCAGCCCAACAACGGACAGCAGAACCUGGACAGAACUACACAAAGACCACAGCUCCCUCUGCAGCAGGCCUCCCAGCCAAAGGUGCCAACAGAAAGAACACGGCCACUGGGGACACAGAGGGAGUCCACCACAAUUCCCCCUGAUCCCCGUGGCGACGCACCUGGCCCUGGGAUCGAUGAGGGUCACUCCAACUUCCCCUUCCUGUUUGAGCCUUAGAUGUCACUUGGGAAAUUGCAAUAAUGUGAUUUGGGGAAAAUUGAUUUCUUUGUGUCUGGCUGUUUUCACCACAAGCUCAUUCCUUGGCAAAAGAAGCCGGAGUGCGCUGUUCUUCUAAAUGCAACUUAUUUGUAUUUUUUUUUUAUAAUAAACUGAAACUGUAUUGCUUGUUUCAGGAAUUUGCUCCUCUGUUUAACAACAUGCCAAAUAAAAAAACUUCGCCAAAUGAUAA
Molecule: messenger RNA, 992 nt
Organism: Scophthalmus maximus (turbot)
Lineage: Eukaryota; Metazoa; Chordata; Actinopteri; Pleuronectiformes; Scophthalmidae
Gene: odam
Product: odontogenic, ameloblast associated
Exons: 10
Coding region: 29-760 (243 amino acids)
Source: RefSeq, a predicted model, not a curated record